Dioscorea cayenensis subsp. rotundata (Guinea yam) is the source of this 680-nucleotide messenger RNA. Its product is annotated as photosystem I reaction center subunit VI, chloroplastic-like. The record is from RefSeq and is a predicted model, not a curated record. Gene Ontology annotation, cellular component: photosystem I; photosystem I reaction center; chloroplast thylakoid membrane. Bases 80 to 514 code for a protein of 144 amino acids. The transcript is spliced from 3 exons. Gene Ontology annotation, biological process: photosynthesis. Lineage: Eukaryota; Viridiplantae; Streptophyta; Magnoliopsida; Dioscoreales; Dioscoreaceae.
AAGUAUACUAACAGCACAAGCACAGCCAUUACUUAGCAUCAGCAGUGAGUGAACCAAAGAGUAAGAAGAAAUCAUAACAAUGGCCUCCUUAGCAACACUGGCUGCCGUGCAGCCAGUCACCAUCAAAGGCCUCGGGGGAAGCUCAAUCACAGGUACAAAGCUCAUCGUCAAGCCUUUUUCUUCCAGCCUCAUCAAGCGCAGCAGAUCUUCAGGUGCAGUUGUUGCAAAGUACGGCGAGAAGAGUGUUUAUUUCGAUCUCGAUGACAUUGGUAACACUACUGGCCAGUGGGAUGUUUAUGGCUCCGACGCACCUUCACCGUAUAAUCCUCUUCAGAGCAAGUUUUUCGAGACGUUUGCAGCUCCAUUCACUAAAAGAGGUCUUCUUUUAAAGUUCUUGAUCUUGGGUGGUGGCUUCACAAUUGGCUACUUUGGCGCUACUGUCUCCGGUGACAUACUACCAAUCAAGAAGGGGCCACAACUCCCGCCACAGCCCGGGCCUCGUGGCAAGAUAUAAUCUGUGUGAGACAUCAAAGCACGAAUUCUGUAUUUCAUUCCUUAUGUUGUUUGAAGAUGUAUUCUUCGUACUUCCAACUUUGUAACUAUUACUUAGGCCUCCUAAAAAACUCUCUUUGCCGAAUCGAUUUUCCUUCUGCCCUGAUUGUAUAGAUGCAUUUUCUCUG